UGCGACGCAAGCCAACUUGUUUUCAAAAUAUUGCUCAAAUUCUAUUAAUACGAGUGUUAGAAUUUGAUUAAAUAUGCUAAUUAUGUAGCUCAGUAAAAAUAGAAAUUAUAAACUGGUCGCAAUCAAAUGCAAACGGUAGUAUAAAAGCGCUAUGCCAACUGCCAGACUGCAUUCCAAGUUCCCAAAAUGAAGAUCUUCGCUCUCUGUGCCUUCGUGCUCCUCAUCCUGGCUGCCGUCCAGGCCAAUAGUUCUCCGGAGACCAGUGCCAUUUCUGGAAAGGACCUUAAGAAAACUGCUGGAUAAUCUAUAAUUGGACCAUUU
Messenger RNA from Drosophila santomea, 321 nucleotides. RefSeq lists its product as uncharacterized. Lineage: Eukaryota; Metazoa; Arthropoda; Insecta; Diptera; Drosophilidae. The record is from RefSeq and is a predicted model, not a curated record. Bases 187 to 303 code for a protein of 38 amino acids. The transcript has a single exon.